AUGCCACGCAUACCAACAUCGCUCAUCCGUCAGGCGCGCGCGAUAGAUCCCUUUCUUCCAGCUCUUCUUGUGCCCUGUCGCGAAUUGCAUGCUGCCCAGAAUGAGCUACGAUGGCUCCGCGAACACGUCGAGAAAGUCGCGACAGCGCGUCGCGCCAAAGGAGAUACAAUAGCUAAAAGCUCUUUGCUACGACAAUUGGUCAAAGACAGAGCAGCUGGGAAGCCACUACAGUAUCUAUUAGGCACAGAAUACUUUGGCGACCUGGAGAUACGCUGUAGACCUGGUGUUCUAAUCCCAAGAGCAGAUACGGCCGCUUCAAUCACACAUCUCGCUGGUCUCCUAAACAAUGCGCAGAGCCUCCCGCCCGAAGUUCGCCUACUUGACCUCUGCACCGGAACCGGCUGUAUACCCCUCCUCUUCCAGCACGAGAUAUCCUCCGCAUCAAGCAAAGUAGACCUGCGUCUUCUUGGUGUCGACAUUUCAGAGAAGGCCCUGGGUCUUGCGAGACACAAUCUACAAAGUCUACGCAAAAUGCGACAACUGCAAGACAAUGGGAAAUUGGACUUCAUACAGGCAGACAUCUUGACAACUCCCUUCUCAGAUCAGACUGAAGGCGUCUUGUCGCUUCCAGCUGCGCUCAACUGGGAAGGACAACCGGCCUUCUGGGACAUUCUCAUAUCGAAUCCGCCAUACAUCUCGCCAUCUGCCUUCUGGAAGACGACAACGCGCUCGGUUCGCGGUUUCGAACCAAAGCUCGCAUUGGUACCCCCACGCAGGCUCAAACAGACAGACACAGAGCAAGGCGAUGGCUUCUACCCGCGUCUACUUGAGAUUGCUAGGGAUGUGGAAGCCAAAGUUGUCCUACUUGAGGUUGCCGACAUGGAACAAGCGCUUCGCGUAGCGCAGCAUGCACGGAAUCUAGACAUAUUCGACGGCGUCGAGAUAUGGCGGGAACAGCCUGAUGCUACCGGAGACACCGGAACCGAAGAAGGGUUUACAGUUGUUGGACAAGGCAAUGCCCGAUCCGUCCUCUGCUGGCGUGGUCAGGGGACAUCUUGGCUCGGGAAACCUGCAACGCCCGCCUCACCAAGCGAAGACGCCGAUCGCCUCUUUCGGAGCUCACACGCCAAAGUGAAAGAUGCCGACGAGAUAACUGCACAGGUUAAUGACAAGAAACGGUUGGAGCCGAGGUUCGACAUGGGAGUCGCCUCUGGAGCUGAAUACACUGGUAUCCCUCUUCGUCGACAGCCGAACGUUCGAAUGUCUGACGACUCGGAGAUUAAGUAA
Molecule: messenger RNA, 1287 nt
Organism: Alternaria atra
Lineage: Eukaryota; Fungi; Ascomycota; Dothideomycetes; Pleosporales; Pleosporaceae
Exons: 2
Coding region: 1-1287 (428 amino acids)
Biological process (GO): methylation
Cellular component (GO): mitochondrion
Molecular function (GO): nucleic acid binding; methyltransferase activity
Source: RefSeq, a predicted model, not a curated record